Messenger RNA from Mandrillus leucophaeus (drill), 1813 nucleotides. It is a transcript of the gene THUMPD2, whose product is annotated as THUMP domain containing 2. NCBI's taxonomy places the organism in Eukaryota, Metazoa, Chordata, Mammalia, Primates, Cercopithecidae. Gene Ontology annotation, biological process: tRNA methylation. The coding region runs from base 48 to 1382 and encodes 444 amino acids. The transcript is spliced from 9 exons. The record is from RefSeq and is a predicted model, not a curated record. Gene Ontology annotation, molecular function: RNA binding; tRNA (guanine) methyltransferase activity.
AAUAUAUUUCAGGAAAGGUUUUUUUCACCACCUGUUCUGAUUUGAAUAUGUUGAAGAAAUUAAAAUCUGCCGAAAGAUUAUUUUUGCUGAUUAAAAAGCAGUUUCCCCUUAUUUCUUCUGUAAGUAAAGGAAAACUACUUAACGAAAUGCAAAGACUUAUAAAUGAAGAUCCAGGAAAUUGGUUGAAUGCCAUUUCAAUCUGGAAAAAUCUUCUUGAACUUGAUGCAAAAAAGGAAAAACUUUCUCAGAGAGAUGAUAACCAACUAAAAAGAAAAGUGGGAGAAAAUGAAAUCAUCAUUGCAAAGAAAUUAAAAAUAGAACAAAUGCAAAAGAUAGAAGAGAAUAGGGACUGCCAGCUGGAAAAACAAAUAGAAGAAGAAACUCUGGAGCAAAGAGAUUUUACCACUAAAAGUGAAAACUUUCAAGAAGAAGAAUUUCGGAAUGACAUAGAGAAAGCAAUUGAUACUCAUAAUCAGAAGGACUUGACUUUCAGAGUAUCUUGUCGCUGCAGUGGAACUAUUGGAAAGGCCUUAACUGCACAGGAGGUAGGAAGAGUAAUUGGAAUUGCUGUUAUGAAACACUUUGGAUGGAAAGCAGAUUUGAGGAAUCCAAAAUUAGAGAUCUUUAUACAUCUAAAUGAUGUUUACUCUGUGGUGGGGAUUCCUGUGUUCAGGGUUCCUUUAGCCAGCAGAGCUUACAUCAAGACAGCUGGACUGCGAUCUACCAUAGCGUGGGCAAUGGCAUCUCUCGCUGACAUUAAGGCUGGUGCAUUUGUUUUAGAUCCAAUGUGCGGACUUGGAACAAUACUUUUGGAAGCUGCUAAAGAAUGGCCAGAUGUGUAUUAUGUAGGUGCUGAUGUCAGCGACUCACAGUUACUAGGUACUUGGGACAAUCUGAAAGCUGCAGGCCUUGAGGAUAAAAUCGAAUUACUUAAAGUCUCUGUUAUAGAAUUGCCAUUGCCUUCAGAAAGUGUUGAUAUUAUUAUUUCUGACAUUCCAUUUGGGAAAAAGUUUAAGUUAGGAAAAGACAUCAAAAGCAUUCUACAAGAAAUGGAAAGAGUGCUUCAUGUUGGCGGAACCAUUGUAUUGUUGCUUAGUGAAGAUCACCACAGGCGCCUUACAGAUUGUAAAGAGAGCAGCAUCCCUUUCAAUUCCAAGGACAGUCACACAGAUGAACCUGGAAUUAAAAAGUGCUUGAAUCCUGAAGAAAAAACUGGUGCAUCCAAGAUAGUGUCAACUUCAUUCGAAGCCAGGAACCACGAGUUCUUAGACAGAAUGUCACCAUUUGGCUCCUUGGUACCAGUGGAAUGCUACAAAGUUAGCCUUGGAAAGACGGAUGCGUUCAUAUGUAAAUAUGAGAAGUCGCACUCUUCUGGACUAUAGCAGGCUUGCUGCCAUCAGCCGGGUUCAGGCCCUUGUAAGUUAGCUGUACAGCAGAAGUUUGCUGUCUCUAGGAUUCAUAUAGUACCCACAGAGCUCCAGGUAACCAAAUUCCCCCAAAGACGGGAGGUGUGGCUGUUGGGUACACGUGCUUGGUAAGAGUUUCUGCUUUAUAUUCUAAAGUGCCUAAUGUUUUUGACAAAAAAGUUACCGAAUAUUUUUUAGACUUAAGUUUUAUAUUCUGUCAGAAUGUGAAAAGUUCUGCCCAGUUUCUUAGCAAAAACUUCAAUUUCAAAAUAAAAGUUUUCAGGGGUUCACCUAAGUGUAUCACAAUCAAUACCAGACUAGGGAUAUUUAACAAUCAGAUUUUCGGAAAUGUAAAAACCUUUAUAUGUAACUUCUUUUGAUAUUAAACUUGAUUUUUGAGCCUGUAA